Molecule: messenger RNA, 607 nt
Organism: Cryptomeria japonica (Japanese cedar)
Lineage: Eukaryota; Viridiplantae; Streptophyta; Pinopsida; Cupressales; Cupressaceae
Exons: 2
Coding region: 31-435 (134 amino acids)
Molecular function (GO): protein dimerization activity
Source: RefSeq, a predicted model, not a curated record
GUCACUGAUACCACAGCUACACUUCUUGAGAUGGAUGCAUUUAAUAAUGCAUCAGGGGCAAUCUUUGCCAGCCAAUUGUGCAAAGAGGGUCGGACAAAAUUGCAGCCAGAUAGAUGGUGGCAAAUGUUUGGGCCUUCAACCCCAAACCUUCAAAAAAUUGCCAUCCGCAUAUUGAGCCAGCCGUGCAGCGCUUCUGGAUGUGAGCGCAACUGGAGCAUGUUCGAGCACAUCCACUCGAAGAGGCGAAAUAGAUUGUCUGUGGAGAGGUUGAAUGAUCUAGUCUUUGUUCAUUACAACCUCCGUCUCAGGACCAGGCAGAUUUUGGACGAUGACUCCUCUCUGAUCACUCUAGAGGAAGUCGACCCCGAGUCCGAUUGGCUCACUGAGUCCACCGAUCCAGUCUUCACUGAUGAGGACCUUGAGUGGGUUGACUAGGUAGACAGAGAGGCUGAGGCUGUGGCUAUGGCAGAGGAGGAGGAUAGAGCACGAUCAGGCACAACACCUAUGGCUACUCAGACUGGCACAUCACAGGCAGAGACUAUGGCUACUCAGUCAUCCAGGACCUACCUUAGACGCCUUUGUAGGAGGCAGAUAGACGAGGCUGAGC